Esox lucius (northern pike) is the source of this 2537-nucleotide messenger RNA. RefSeq names its product regulator of G-protein signaling 21-like. Lineage: Eukaryota; Metazoa; Chordata; Actinopteri; Esociformes; Esocidae. The transcript is spliced from 4 exons. The coding region runs from base 1414 to 1866 and encodes 150 amino acids. The record is from RefSeq and is a predicted model, not a curated record.
GAGAUUUCCAUUCCGGGGGUUUGUUGGGAAAGAACACUGCGUACUGGGCAGGAUGAGGUUGGGUUUUCAACCCAGACCAGGACGGUCCUUGUAGGCCGCCAGGUCUGUCCACGGCAUGCCGUGAUUGUUGAUCGCUCAGCCCGAGCUGGCAGACAACCACACAGUGGUGUAGAAUUAGGGGGGACGGACGGGGGUCAUGACCCCUGCCCAUUUUACAGAGGGGUCAAUGUGACCCCCUGGAAAAGAGUGAAAAUCCUGGGAUCCACUGACCAUGGCUGUUUUGCAAGGGUUAGAUACUCGCACACAUCACUGUCACAAUCAAACAAGAGCAAACAAUUCAAAAUAAGCAAUCAACCUUUCGAAAAGUCAACCGGUAAAUAUGCGACUUGCAUUAGUGCGGCGUUGCGUUUGAUCCGACAUUAAGUGAAAGAGCGCCCCAUCAAACCACCAUGUUGGUUUCGACUGGGUGUUACAGAGCUACCCAAGUCACGCUCAUCAUGCACCGGGCAUAGCAUUUUUUUUUCCCCCUGUUGAUGUAUCAUUGUGAUUCAUGCGGAAAAUAUUCCACAAAGGAUAUGCAAAUACAGCUUAAUCCCAGGAUGCAGGGCAUUUGCCUUCACGUUCUAUUUAUUCCUGGCCGGUCUCUGAUCGAAUGGCUUCAUCAGCACUUCAUCAACCGUUUACCUUUUUUCACCUCAUUCGUUUCGCCAACUCUUUUUAUUCCGUGCGCGGCUUCAUACACUGAAUGAAGGCGUGUAGGCCUACGCAGGUCUGUACUUCAAAAGCGUUAACAAAUUAUUCAUUGGGUUUUCCUGCUGUGGUAUACCACUUUGUUAUUUGUUUAAUAUUGAGGUUUUGCAGAUAUUCUAAUCUAUUGUUGCUGGCAUAACUCAAUGUAUACGUUAUCAUACUAUCAUUCCUAAUGGGCCCUCAUGGGAAUCAAACCCACAACCCUGGUGUAACUGCCAUUCUCUCAUGAAGUUGGCUAAGCUAUCAUACAGCUAGUUUUUUUAGGGUGUUCAAAAUCCAUAAAUUCACAAACAAAAAAAGUACCAGACAUUUUCUGGUAUUGCAUCGUUUUUUGUGUACCAUGCUAUUCUCCUCAGAUCUGUGAAUAAUAUUGAGCUGAGCAGGACACCAUAGAUGGCAGAGGCCCAGGUCAGAGGGACAUUAGAAGGAAGGAUUCCCUCUUUCAAAAGGUCGCUUUGCAUACUGAUUUUCAUGUGUUCAUAGAGGGACCUUCGUUUAGAUUAGUCCCUGCCACUUAAUUCCAGCUUGCAAAACAAUCCCAAUCGCAGCAUCACACUGGCAGGAUCUCUUUUCUCACUUCCGAAAAGACCUUGCAGCCAUGGCAAUAAAGUGUGAAGUACAUUUGAUAUUGUGUUUUGACAAUCACUGAUUACUGCAGUAGUGAUGGAUCUCAACGCUCUUUUCAAGGGUAGAUGUUGCUGCUUUACCAAGGACCCACUUGAAGAGGCUGAGACCUGGGGAGAGUCUGUGGACAAACUCCUGGGCUGUAAAUCUGGGCAGGCAGCUUUCCGUGAAUUCCUGAAAUCAGAGUACAGCGAGGAGAAUAUUUUAUUUUGGCUGGCCUGUGAAGAGUACAAGAAUAUAAAAUCUCUCCCAGAGAUGAUCUCAUCUGCAAACAGGAUCUACUCAGAGUUUGUAAAAUGUGAGGCGCCAAAACAGAUCAAUAUUGAUUGUGGGACCAGAGAAAACAUCACCAAGAACAUCUCUCAGCCAAGCCUGACCUCUUUCGACACGGCGCAGAAGCUCAUCUACAGUCUGAUGGCCAAGGACUGCUACCCACGAUUCCUCAAGUCGGACAUCUACCAGGAUGUGCUGACGAGAGCAAAUGCAAGGUGACUUUUUCAAAUGAUGCUUUCAAAAAGAAGCUGUGUUUCUCAUCCUUUUUUUGUACCAGAGACUGCCGAGCUAUAGUCCCCUCCCUUCAUGUAGGAGCAUUAAGAUAAAAAGCGUUCUACGUUUUAGCUUAUUUUUCUGUCAACUGUGGUGCGGUUAAGCAACACCCAAGAUCCCCAGUUUAGGAUGUUUUUAAAUGUGACUAGUGGAAACCAACUGUAUCCACAGGCGAUGCAAAAAAAACUAACAAGGAAGUGAACUAUUUCUGUAUAACUACCACUCUUCAACUGACUAGAUUUCUGUCGGCUAACUAUCUAACCACUGACUAGUGGGUCAGUAAUAACCUGGAGGUUGACAGGCAGCGCUUUUCAACGGGACGUAAAGUACACUCCUUUACCUUUCAUCUCCUUAUGCAUACCAUGUUAAUGCAAUCCGUGUCGAAACAAUGAUGAGAAAGCUUUUGCACAAUUGGUGACUACAUUUAAUGGGUUGAUUCCAUUUUCAAUCAAACCUGAAGAAUAAUCUCUGUAUAUAGCUUAAUGUGUGCAAUUUUGUAUUUAACUGGAUUAUUGUAGUGAUAGAAAUGCCUAAAGUUGCCCCUUUCACCAUAAUUUUAAUGAAUAGAAAUGGAUAGUAUUAUUACUUUUGUAUGUAACCAGAUACUGUCCUGAUCU